AACCCGGUGUGAGUAGCCAGCAAAGCUAUGAAGGAAGAGAAGACGAAGAGAACGAAGAGUUCUGCUGGUGAAGAUUUUAAGCAGAUGGUAUAACUGACAACCUCAAGGAAAAGAGAGAGAUGUUGCAGUGCAUAUUUCUGCUAUCUGAUUCGGGUGAGGUAAUGCUGGAGAAACAGCUAACUGGGCAGCGUGUAGACCGUUCGAUAUGUGUAUGGUUCUGGGAACAAGCCAUUUCUCAAGGUGAUUCCUCCAAGCUGCAACCAGUAAUUGCUUCACCAACACAUUACCUUUUCCAAAUUCUUCGCGAGGGGAUAACAUUUUUAGCUUGUACCCAAGUUGAAAUGCCACCUUUGAUGGGCAUUGAGUUCCUUUGCAGGGUAGCUGAUGUCCUCACAGAUUAUCUUGGCAGCUUGAAUGAAGACUUGAUAAAAGAUAACUUUGUUAUCGUAUAUGAGCUUCUGGAUGAGAUGAUUGACAAUGGCUUCCCUCUCACUACAGAACCUAACAUUCUGAGAGACAUGAUUGCUCCACCAAAUCUUGUUAACAAGAUGUUGAGUGUUGUGACAGGCAACAGUUCUAACAUGAGUGAUACACUUCCAGGUGCAACAUCAUCUCUGAUUCCAUGGAGAACAACAGAUCCGAAAUAUGCUCACAAUGAAGUUUAUGUUGAUCUUGUUGAAGAAAUAGAUACAAUAAUAAACAGGGAUGGGGUCCUGGUGAAAUGCGAGAUAUAUGGUGAAGUUCAAGUGAACUCCCAUUUAUCAGGUGUACCUGAUUUGACUCUUUCCUUUUCAAACCCUUCUAUUCUUGAUGAUGUAAGAUUCCAUCCAUGUGUUCGGUUUCGGCCUUGGGAAUCCCAGCAAAUUCUGUCGUUUGUGCCUCCUGAUGGACAGUUCAAGCUAAUGAGUUACAGGGUUAGAAAGUUGAAAAGCUCUCCAAUCUAUGUAAAGCCACAGCUAACCUCAGAUGCUGGAACAUGUCGUCUUAGUGUGAUGGUUGGAAUACGAAAUGAUCCUGGAAAGACCAUUGAUUCAAUAACUGUGCAAUUUCAACUGCCUCCAUGCAUUUUAUCAGCUGAUCUGACUUCAAAUCAUGGAACAGUAAACAUUCUUUCAAAUAAGACCUGUUCAUGGUCAAUUGGGCGUAUUCCUAAAGAUAAAACCCCUUCAAUGUCUGGAACAUUAGUGCUUGAGAAAGGAUUAGAGCGCCUUCAUGUGUUCCCCACAUUUCAAGCAAGUUUUAGGAUCAUGGGUGUUGCUCUCUCUGGCUUGCAGAUAGAUAAGCUCGAUUUGAGGAAUCUACCAAAUCGACCGUACAAGGGCUUUCGAGCACUCACUAAAGCAGGGCAAUUUGAAGUUAGGUCGUAAUUCAGCAAUACAAUUUUUUUUCUUUUCUUUCAAAGCUGUGUGAAAUGAGAUCAAUUUGUGUACAUUUGGUGUGGGAAUGCUCUGAGAAUGCCACUAAUAGUUUCAUCUGUAAAUUUCUUUUUUGUUAUAGAAAAUCUUUGGUCUGA
Messenger RNA from Rosa chinensis, 1513 nucleotides. RefSeq names its product AP-3 complex subunit mu. NCBI's taxonomy places the organism in Eukaryota, Viridiplantae, Streptophyta, Magnoliopsida, Rosales, Rosaceae. Gene Ontology annotation, cellular component: cytoplasmic vesicle; clathrin adaptor complex. Gene Ontology annotation, biological process: intracellular protein transport; endocytosis. The transcript is spliced from 9 exons. The coding region runs from base 120 to 1367 and encodes 415 amino acids. The record is from RefSeq and is a predicted model, not a curated record.